Symbiodinium necroappetens is the source of this 1011-nucleotide messenger RNA. Lineage: Eukaryota; Dinophyceae; Suessiales; Symbiodiniaceae. The record is from the annotation of a GenBank genome assembly.
AUGCAGAGAUGGUUGUGGACCAUCCUGGCAAUUCCCCUCAGUUGGGGCUGGUCGCGCGAGUCGGGCUCUGCUCAAAUUGAUCGGGACCUCCCGGACCACCCUCGCUCUCGUGCUUUCACAGAGGUGUCAGCCUCUGGAUCCCUGGUUCAGAGGAGUUACAUGCGCCACGGUUUCGACUACAACACUGAUGCCGACUCGGCAGCUGCGGCAGAUAUGUAUCAGCUGACCCUGCUUGACGGUGCGCAGACGUCGACAAGCAGGGAGGCGAUUGCCACCCAUGUUUGUGGGAAAGAUUGGGCUCCGGGAGCUUUAGCACUGGCCGCCUCCUUGCGAGCAGCUGGAACUUCGCGAAACCUUGUCUUGAUGGUCACGGAUACAGUCGGACGGCGCUACCAAAAGCUUUUCGCUGCAGUCUUCGACAAGGUGUACAUAGAGGAGCCAGUGAAGCCUCAUGAUAGCAUCACCAGGGACGGUGCUGACUGCGUCACGCUCCAGCUACGUGCAUGGCAGCUGCCCUACAAAAAGGUCCUUUACAUGGAUGCUGAUAUAAUUGCCCUGAAGACUCAUGAUCCGGUCCUUGAUAGCUUCGGAGAGCUCUCGGCCAAAACGGAUGCUGGGCUCACAGAGCAAUUCAACGGGGGCAUGUUUGUCUUGGAGCCUUCAGACGAGAAGUUUCAUCAUCUGCGCCAGCUCUUGAAGCAAGAUUUCGCAAGGAGCGGCAGCAACGGGGGGAUUCAGCAGUUCCUGAACUAUGCUUUUCCACCCUGCGACCGGUCCUCGAUGGUAGGUUGUUGGGGCGGCAAGAUGGAAGAUACCUACAAUAAGUUCACCAGGGACGUCAGCAAGGGGGACCUUGACUCGGAGAAAUUCGCAAGCCUCCACUUCAGCGGUGACUGGGGAGGCUCCAGAAAGCCUUGGAUGUCCGGCUGCUUAGCCCAAUCGGACUCCUCCACGCACAAGGCCGGAUCUCUCCAGAGCCGCUCGGUUUUAAGGGAGGGUUUAGGGGUUUAG